This is a messenger RNA of Pelodiscus sinensis (Chinese soft-shelled turtle), 10231 nucleotides long. The record is from RefSeq and is a predicted model, not a curated record. NCBI's taxonomy places the organism in Eukaryota, Metazoa, Chordata, Testudines, Trionychidae.
CUCCAGAACUAAAGCUUGGAACAUUCAUUCAUAAUAUGAAGAUGCUGCUGACUUUGUUCCUCUUUCUUAUUGGGAGUCAAACUUCAGUAACUCAAACACCUGCCUCUACAUCUGCAGAUAUUGUCCUAUUGGUUGACAGCUCUAGUAGCCUGGGAGACAAGACGUUCCCCUCUGUGAAGGCUUUUAUUAGCAAAACGAUCGGUCUUCUAACAGCGACUCCUACUCAAUACCGUAUUGCACUUGCCCAAUAUAGUGAUGAUUUGCACCUUGAAUUUCAGCUGGACACCCAUAAAACUAAGAAUGCAAUGCUGAACCAUGUCAAAAAGAACUUUGUAUUCAAGGGUGGGUCUGUAAGAACAGGCAAUGCCCUCCAAAAAGUUCACAGUGCCUAUUUUAAAGGACCAAUUAGCAGAAGAGACAAAAACAGAAUUUUAGUAGUUCUGACUUCAGGAAAAUCCGAGGAUGAUGUGGAAAAGCCUGCCAAUGAUUUGAAAAGUGAUGGGGUAAAAAUUAUAGCCCUGGGGAUGCCUGAUACUGAUCUUAAAGAACUGCAGUCAAUGGCUACACCUCGCUUUUCGCAAAAGUUUCGCACAUUGAGGGAUCUUAGUAUGUUUCCUCAAAACAUGACCAAGAUAAUUGAGAGUGUUAUUCAACCACCCCCAGAUGUUAUUCAACCAUUCCCAGAUACUAAGAAAGGAGAAGUUUGCAUGAGUAAUUUUGUUGCUGAUGUUGUGUUCAUAGUAGAUGAGGGGGUUUCAAUACCACAAUCUGAAGAUAUUAAACAAUUCCUGCAAAAUGCAAUUGACUCUCUUGAUGUGCAGAAGGAUUGUGUACAGAUUGGCCUAGUGACAUACAGCAGCAAGCCACGUUUGUUAUCUCUACUGAGUGAAGAAAUGAGCAAAACUGCCAUUUUGGAGAAAAUAAAAGGCUUUUCUCCAAGGGAAGGGAAGGCCAAUAUCGGUGCUGCCAUUAAUGCUACAAGGAAAGACGUCUUCAGUGUAAGAUUUGGAAGUAGAAAGGCCCAAAGGAUAGAGCAAAUAGCCAUUCUGAUCACCCACAGACCUUCUGAAGACAACGUAAGUGAGGCAGCUCUUGGUCUUCGGAAAGCAGGUGUGACCGUAUUCACCGUAGGCGUUGAAAAUGCUGAUGACACCCAGUUAACCCAGAUAGCAUCUCAUCCUCCACAGCUAUAUGUUACUAAGCUGAUGGCAUUUUCUGACCUACCAGGACAAGCCGAAACUUUACAAAAGAAACUCCUGAAUCAAAUUCAAUACAAGAUGUUUGUCCAGACUGAAAGAAGACAACUACUUAAAGCAGGAUGUAUGGACACAGAGGAAGCUGAUAUUUAUUUGCUCAUUGAUGGCUCAACAAGCAUUCAUCCUGCUGACUUCACACAGAUCAAAGAUUUUUUGAAGGACGUGAUUAAGAUGUUUAACAUAGGACCGAAUAAAGUUCGUUUUGGAGCUGUGCAGUACUCGCACAUCAUUGAUCAGGAGUUUGAAAUUAAUGAAAAAAAAACAGUAGAUGAUUUAGAGAAAGCCAUUGACAACAUUAGGCAAAUAUACGGGGAUACCUAUAUUGGAGAAGCUCUCACCUACAUGCAGCCACUGUUUAAAGAGGCAAGGAACCAGCGACCUGGUGGGGUGCCUUGUUACCUCAUUGUCUUAACAGAUGGGGAGUCACAUGACAGUGUAAAGGAGCCUGCUGAGCAGCUGAGGAAUGAGAAGAUCAAUAUUUAUGCUGUAGGUGUUAAAGGUGCAAAUGAAGAACAGCUGCAUGAGAUUGCAGGGUCAAAGAGCAGGACUUUUUUUGUGCAAGAGUUUGAUGCCUUGAAAACCAUAAAAAAUGAAAUUGUUCAAGGGAUCUGUACUGGGGAAGCCUGCAGAGAAAUGAGAGCUGACAUCAUGUUCCUAGUGGACAGUUCUGGAAGCAUAGGGCAAGACAACUUUUCGAAAAUGAAAAGCUUUAUGAAAGAACUGGUGAAGAAAUCUGACAUUGGUGCAGACCGAGUGCAGGUUGGGGUCGUCCAGUUCAGCGGCACAAACCAGGAAGAAUUCCAGCUUAACCGAUACUCUUCUAAAAGUGAUAUUUUCAGUGCUAUUGAUGGAAUGUCACUCAUGGGGGACAUUACACUAACAGGAGGCGCAUUGACAUUCGUGUCUGAUUAUUUCAAGCCUUCCAAGGGUGCACGUCCUGGUGUCAAAAAGUUUCUUAUCCUGAUUACAGAUGGGGUGGCAGGGGAUGAAGUAAAAUCUCCAGCAGAAAAGCUACAAAAUCAAGGUGUCGUCAUCUUCUCUGUUGGGGUAUUUAAUGCAAAUAAAACUCAGCUAGAAGAAAUUAGUGGGAAGCGUGAGCUGGUUUUUUAUGUUGAGAAGUUUGAUAUUUUGAAGCAUAUAGAAGAUGAGCUCAUCUUUGGAAUAUGCAGUCCCUCUGAAGAGUGCAAAAGGAUAGAAAGAUUAGACGUUGUGUUUGUGAUAGAUGAAUCAGGAAGCAUAAGUCGCGAACAGUACGAGACCAUGAAAGAGUUCAUGAUCACUUUGGUAAAAAAAUCUGAUGUCGCUCCAGACAGAGUUCAAUUUGGAGCAGUAAAAUAUUCUGAUGAACCAACAAUGCUUUUCUACCUUAACGAGUACAAUGCAAAAUCCAAGAUUGUGGAGGCUAUCCAGAAAGACACAUCUCGAGGAGGCUCAACGUAUACAGCCAAGGCAAUUGCCUACGCAGAAUCUCUAUUUGCUAAGGAGCAUGGUAGCCGCAAAGACAAGGGAGUUCCCCAGAUUCUUAUAGUGAUAACAGACGGUGUCUCCCAUGAUACCGCACAGCUCAAUGACACAGCCAAGAGAUUAAGAGACAAGGGGAUUAUUAUCUAUGCUGUUGGGAUAAAAGACGCAAAUUCUGGUGAGCUUUUGGGCAUGGCUGGUUCAGAAGACAAAUAUUUCUAUGUGGAUACAUUUGAAGGACUCAAAAACACAUCAGUAGUAGUAUCUGAUACAGUAUGUGAUGAUUCAAAACCAGAGUGUGAAAUAAAAGCAGAUCUUGUUUUCUUGAUUGAUGGCUCCACUAGUAUAGAUCCAGAAGACUUUGUCAAGAUGAAGACAUUUUUGGAAGCUGUAAUUGAUCAGAUUUUUUAUGAACACAAUGUUCAAGUUGGCAUUGCCCAGUACAGUCACUUGUAUAAAAAAGAAGUCAACCUAGGUGCUUUUCCAGGCAAAUCAGAACUGAAAGCUCAAAUUCAGAACAUUGAACAGAUUACAGGAAAUACUUUAAUUGGAAGUGCACUUACAAAUGUGAAGGAAUUCUUUGCCCCGUCAGGCAGCAAAAGAGUAACAAGAAAUGUUCGACCGAUUUUGCUGGUACUCACUGAUGGGGAGUCACAGGAUAAUGUUGCUGAACCAGCAGAAAAUCUGAGAAAGCAAGGUGUUGAUAUGUAUGCUAUAGGAGUUGGGAAUAUUAAUGACUUUCAGCUCAUGCAAAUAGCUGGUGCCGCAGAAAGGAAGUACACUGUUGAUGAUUUCAGUAAGCUGACGAUCAUUAAAAACAGAUUAGUUAACGACAUAUGCCACCCUGUUGUUCCUACAACUAAUUUUCCUUUUUCAAUUUCAGAGUGUGAAAUAAAAGCAGAUCUUGUUUUCUUGAUUGAUGGCUCCACUAGUAUAGAUCCAGAAGACUUUGUCAAGAUGAAGACAUUUUUGGAAGCUGUAAUUGAUCAGAUUUUUUAUGAACACAAUGUUCAAGUUGGCAUUGCCCAGUACAGUCACUUGUAUAAAAAAGAAGUCAACCUAGGUGCUUUUCCAGGCAAAUCAGAACUGAAAGCUCAAAUUCAGAACAUUGAACAGAUUACAGGAAAUACUUUAAUUGGAAGUGCACUUACAAAUGUGAAGGAAUUCUUUGCCCCGUCAGGCAGCAAAAGAGUAACAAGAAAUGUUCGACCGAUUUUGCUGGUACUCACUGAUGGGGAGUCACAGGAUAAUGUUGCUGAACCAGCAGAAAAUCUGAGAAAGCAAGGUGUUGACAUGUAUGCUAUAGGAGUUGGGAAUAUUAAUGACUUUCAGCUCAUGCAAAUAGCUGGUGCCGCAGAAAGGAAGUACACUGUUGAUGAUUUCAGUAAGCUGACGAUCAUUAAAAACAGAUUAGUUAACGACAUAUGCCACCCUGUUGUUCCUACAACUUGUUUUGUGGAUAUUGUUGUGGGAUUUGACAUCUCUUCACAACAGAAAGAUGACCGUUUAUUUGCUGGACAGUUCCAGUUGGAAACAUAUCUCCCUGACAUUCUGAAAGCUCUUACAUCCUUAAGUAGUCUGAGUUGCAAUGUAGGAACAAAGACACAGAGCAGUGUGGCUGUUUAUCUGAUCAACACACUUCAAAAUUCUUCAAAGUUCCAAAUUGACAGCGAGAAAAUUCUGAACAUCCUUAGAAAUCUCACCAUCAAUAAACCAUCUUAUCUCAAUAGCGACUUCCUGGAGUCGCUUUGGAAAACAUUUACAAGCAAAUCUGAUGAUCAGGAUCGAAAGAAGGUUUUACUUGUAUUUUCAGAUGGUUUGGAUGAAGAUGUGGAAAAACUUGAACAAAAGUCAGAAGAACUCAGAAAGAAAGGCUUGAAUGCACUGAUAACGGUUGUUCUGGAAAGAGCCUCUAAUUCUCAUGAGCUUCAGUAUAUUGAGUUUGGAAGAGGAUCUGAAUACAAUAACCCACUAACCAUAGACAAGCAAAAUAUUGCCAACGCUCUAGCCCUCUCUGUGCGCAACAUGGCUGAAAGGAUAUGCUGUUCAGUGCCUUGCAUGUGCAUUGGGGACGGAGGUGCAACUGGCCACCGAGGGGGACAAGGAGAUAAAGGAGCAAAAGGUAUAAAAGGCCAUGCAGGAUACUUAGGAGAAGACGGAGAACCGGGUUUAAGAGGACUGACUGGACUGCCGGGAAAACAAGGGAUUAAGGGAUGCGAGGGUAGUAGAGGUCUUAAAGGAUACCGAGGAAUAUCUGGUCAAAAGGGAAACCAAGGGGACAACGGGAUCGAUGGAGUUAAUGGAGAGCAGGGAUCACUUGGGCAUCCAGGAAUAAAAGGAGAAAAGGGUGACCUAGGCAACAUGGGCAAUCCAGGGCCAAGAGGACCCUUUGGUGACCGUGGUGAGAAGGGCUUCCGAGGAGAUCCUGGGAACCCUGGAUUGAAUCAUAUCAGAAGAGGGCCUAAGGGAUCAAAAGGAGACUGGGGAAGACAGGGUGAAAAAGGACCAAUGGGGUCACCAGGCUCACCAGGCCCUAGGGGAACCCCGGGACCAAAUGGUCGAAGAGGAGCCCCGGGUUUACAGGGAGAGAAAGGAAAGGAAGGUCCAAAAGGUUCUGAAGGCGAACAAGGAUUUCGAGGAUCCCAGGGACUAAGAGGAAUUAAAGGUGUGAAAGGAGAGAAUGGAAGAGAAGGAAAUAAAGGGCUUCAGGGAAAUCCAGGAACUGUGGGCCCAAAAGGAAGUCGUGGCAAUCCCGGAAUUGGAGGAAAUAAAGGAGAACCUGGUGAUCCUGGACAGAAAGGACCGAGAGGACCAUCAGGUCAAUGGGGGAUGCAGGGAGAAGAUGGCAAUGUUGGAUAUGGUCGACCAGGAAAGAGAGGAGCAAAGGGACAAGAUGGAUUCCCAGGAGAGACUGGACUCAAGGGUGAAAUUGGAGAUGCAGGCAUUUCAGGAGAACCUGGGCCAAAAGGGUCAAGAGGAAAAAUGGGUGUUGCAGGUUUUCCUGGUGAGAAGGGUAUUCCAGGAGGCCCAGGACCUCAGGGACGCAGGGGUCGGAAAGGAACAAUGGGACUCAACCCUUUUCAACCAUGUGAGCUCAUUGACUACCUGCGCAAAAACAGCCCUUGUUGGCAGGGAAAACCAGAAUGUCCAGUGUAUCCAACAGAACUAGUGUUUGCUUUGGACAUAUCCCAGGAUGUCACAUCCCAGUUAUUUGAAAGAAUGAGAGAAAUUGUAACAUCAGUAGUGAAUCACACCAAAAUUAGGGAAAGCAACUGCCCCGUGGGAGCCAGAGUCGCUAUUGUAUCCUACAAUUCCAAUAUCCAUUAUCUGAUCCGCUUCUCUGAGUUCUACAGUAAGAACCAGCUCCUUACCAAAAUUAAAAAUCUGGCUUAUGAGAGGUCUUCAAGUGAACGGAAUAUUGUCAACGCAAUGAGAUUUGUUGCCAAGCAUAUUUUCAAACGAACUCUCCCAAGUCCUAAUGUCAGAAAAAUAGCAGUGUUUUUCAGCAAUGGGCCAUCUGUAAAUGAAGUGGCUGUUAACACAGCAGUUCUAGAGUACAGUGCAUUUGAUAUUGUUCCAGUGGUUAUUGCUUUUAAUGAUGUGCCCGUCAUCAGAAGUGCUUUCAUGAUGGAUGAUACUGGAUUGUACAAGGUAAUAAAUAUUGAUCAAGACAGUGACUAUGUGCCAUCACUAGAACCAUUUCGGCGCUGCACUCUGUGUUAUGACAAAUGUAACCCAGAUGGCUUUUGUGAACGCCGCAUCUCCCGAUCACCACGGACAUAUGUGGACGCUGCUUUCAUUUUGGAUAGCUCCCAGAAAAUGAGCGGUGUUGACUUUGAGAAAGUGAAAAACUUUCUGAGCAGAAUACUUGAUAACUUUGACAUUUCUUCCAACCCAGUUUCUUCCAUCGGCGAUAGGGUGGCUGUGGUGAGCCAUGCGCCACCAGAUUUUAAUCCCCGCUCAUCGAGGAAGAGCCCUGUAAAGGAAGAGUUUAACUUUGUCACCUACAACAGUAGACAGUUAAUGAAAAGACAUAUCCAAGGAUCUGUGCAACAGCUGAAUGGACCUGCUGCUCUUGGCCAUGCCAUACGCUGGACAAUUGAUCAUGUUUUCUCACCUGCACCCCACCUCAGACAACACAAGGUUAUCAUUGUUAUAUCGGCUGGAGAAACAAGUCAGUGGGACAAAGAAACGUUAAAGAGUGCAUCUCUGAGAGCCAAGUGCCAAGGAUAUUCUCUGCUUGUAAUUUCAUUAGGACAUGCAUAUAACCACAAAGAAUUGGAAGAGCUGGCUAGUAUUCCCACGGAACAGCAUUUAAUUGAACUGGGCAGAGUCCACAAGCCUGAACUUGACUAUGUAGUGAGGUUUAUGAAACCAUUUGUGCAUCUCCUCAGACGUGCAAUCAAUGAAUAUCCACCAGAAGAGCUCAAGAGAAAUUGUACCAGAAUCAGGUCUCAUGAAGUUCUGAAACCAGUACCUACACCAAGGGGUGAACAAGUUCCCCUUCUUGGAGAAGAGGACUUGUCAGGAAGUGAUGUCAUGCUUGGGGAUGAAUUAAUUGGUUAUGAGCCUUCAACACAGAUAUUCCAGGAUGAUCUAAGUGAUGAUCCUCUAAAUACCAACAUUUUUGCAACCAAUAAACAUCAGUCCUUGGUACCUAUGGAUAUAAUGGAGAAUGCUUCCAAGACAAACGGAAGGAAAGAAAACGUGAGUCUUAUCUGAUGUAAGUGGAAAGGAAGGAAGAUAUCUCCGUAAUCCCUCACUGAAUAGUGGACAAUUUAACCUUUGGAUCCCUCUGGAUAACUUCACACAUCCUUAGAAUAUUCAACUAAGGAAAAGGAACUAAAUAUACCAGCUCUUCUCUGUCUCUUCCUCCUCUUCCACCCAGCAACCUAACUUCUUUCCUGUCCUCUGUAAACUCAGCACACCAGGACAGAAAGAGGACCUGUACACAAGCAGGCACUUUCCUGUCACCAUUCAUCACCUUUGUCAAUUAGCCUUAAGCAUAGAGCUGUUUCAUAGCUCCGUGGCCAUUCUAACUACCUGCAGCUAUUCAUUAUCAUCUGUUGCUCUCCCCUGGUUGUUUCCCAAUGUGAGAUGGGGCAGGACUGGUAGCAGUGGAACAGGCUCUUAUGUGACUCUGCCUUGGCCGCCUCCUACCCCAGACCUAGAUCUUCUCAGGGAACCACACAUUCUCAGCAAAAUGUGAAGACCUGUCCCACUUGAACUGUUGUGACCAGAAUUAACUAACAUUAAUGAUGUGAACAUGAUCAAAUAUUCAAAUGGCACCAAGGAAGAACAUGUAGGCUCGUGUAUUAUAAACAUAGUUAGGAUUUUGGUUGGAUUUGCAGUCACUGCAGUUUACUGGUUGUGUUUCCAGAAUGCCAUGAAGAGCGCUGUAUGUAAAGUCUCAUGGCUGAAUAUUAUGGCAAUUGGAAGUGGAAAUAAACAUAUUCUUGGAAAAUAUUGAGCAUAUUGAAAAGCAAAGGGCUAGUCCUGCUUUAACUCCCUUAACUACAAUGCUUCAUGCAUACAUAGUGCAGUUCAGCUGAUGGUCUAAAAUGCUCUAUGGGAGCAAAGACUUAUUUGGAUCCAAUUAGGUUACAGCUAACAUAGUUAAACUUGGCUACCUGGAGUUAAGCAUAUACAUAAAUGACCUAGUUUUCAGAGUUAGUGCCCAUCCACUGCGCUGAUGGAGGUUUCUGAAAUAUUUUUUUAACAUAGCUGUAGAGAUUUCCCUGGAGUGCAGAAUAAGGUACUGUUGUGAUGGCGUCUGAAUGGAUCUCUACUAUGUAGCACAGAUGCAUCAUUUUUUUCUGCUGUUCUGAUUAGUGUUAUACAUUCUUUUGUAAUAUAGCGCGUAUCCAUAUCCUCAGACAUCUCCCCCUAUGAUGGGGUUUUGUCCUCACAGGUGGAAAGCGGACCUAUAAUUCCACCUUUCUGCCAACUGCAGAAGCAGUGUAUGUAGUGAGGGCAGAGGAGUUGAGCUCAUGUUGAGAAAGAUUGAAAGGCACUAAUAACACCACUGCAUCUAGCCUCCUCAUUGCUCUUUCCAGCAAAGGAGACACUGGCUCCAUGAGCUGCCCUGAAAUCUGUUCUCAGCCUGACCCUUUUGGAGAGGUGCAUAGUACAUGCUCAGGCUAUGUAUGGCAAGAGGCAAAGAUCGGGCCAUUGGUCACUGUUUUGGAAAGACACAGUCUACCUUCAUACAACACUGAUAGGAAAGAAAAUAAAGCAUGUCUUUUCAACCCUCUGUACGGACAGUUUCAUCGUCAUCACACAGACAAGGAAUUGCUUGUUUGUUUUACAGAUGUCUGGAACCAAACACAUUUUAAACAAUGAAACGAUUAAAUAUGGCAGUGGGGCUGAAGAAACUACCUAUGCUGCAUAGCUCCGACCUCUAAAAAUUCCCAUAUUUGCCCCCGACAAUGAUUUAUUGACUGUAAUCAUAGAAGCAAUGUGGACAUAAUCUGUCAGCUAUAGAAUCAUUUGAUUCCUUUAAAAAUAAGCAUUGUUAUUUUAAAAAACUUGACUAUGUCCAUCCAUAUGCCUCAAAGGGUCUGUGGCUCUGUAGUACAGAAUGUGCUCUACUCCCAUUUGUUUCAGUGGAAAGUGAGGACACUAUGAAAUUAAUAGGGCCGGGCCCUUGAGAAACCGUCUCGUUCCCAGGUCUGUUGUGCUUUGUGAGAGGCAUCAGUGGGUGUAACGCUUCUCCUUCCGUGCACAAAGUGGAGUGCAAAUUCCUUACAGUGAUAUUUUACUUUCCAUACUCCUUUUACAGGUGUAAGUUGCAUUACAGGAAGAAGGCUUAUCAGUCAGUGCUGUGCUUUUCCAGAUAGAGUAACUAUUUAAUUGGCGACUGAAUUAUUUCCUUUAGAUUAGGGGUGGGGAACGUACGGCCCAGAGGCCAGAUAUGGGCCCUGGGUUGCCUAGAUCUGGCCCCCACGGCUUAAGGCCUCCCCCCUCUAUUAGGAAGCCCAUGUUAGCACUUGAGCUUGCUCUGCCCUCCCACAGUCUCUUACUCUCAACUGAUUUUUCUGUGGGUCACCAGUCCCUGACUCAGAAAACAUUCCCCAUCCCUGCUUUAGAUCAAGGAGCGCUCUAAAACAACAGUGAACAUCUAACAGGAAGCAUCUAUUGUCCUUUAAACAUAAGGCUUGUAAAAAGAAAUUUUCCAAUGUAAGUUCUUUCCAUCAGAAAAUGUUGAUUCCAUGGAAUUGAAGCAUUUCACUCGAUUGUGUCUAUUCCAUCAAAUUUUGAUGGAAACCUAAAAGACUGGCCACUGCUGGUCUGGCCAGCAUGCCAGUCUAGAAGUUUUCAACAGUGUCUAUUCCACAGAAAAUUCUGUAUUUCCAAUUCCUUGUUCUGAUUUGAAACAACAAUUACGGGUUUUAUGUGAGAAAACUUUCACAAAUGUACUUGUAUAGGGACAAUUUUACCAUAUACCUUCUAUCACUAUGCUAGCAUCAUACGGAGCUAUUUAAUGUGUGUUACACAGCAUGUCAAGGUACCAA